GCCAAAGGGGGACCUUCCUAGUUCAGCCCAACGAUCAAAACAUUAUUUGUGCGCAAUGGGAGUGUGUGCGUCUUCGGAAAAGACGUUUCUAAUCCCAUAGUCGGCGCACAUUGUGGGGAAAGCUUGUCAUGCUGCAGCUGAACGACAGCAUGGAGCCGGAGAGCCCCGGCGCGGCGGUGCUGCACCCCGAGGAGGAGGACGGGGUGGAGGUCGCCUUCACGCCGCCCGAGGCCGUGCGAGGCCUCGGCCGCGCCAGCUCCGUGGCCUGCUGCCCGCCGCUGCAGACGCUCACGCCGUUCCACGUCCACAACCCCACCAUGCAGGCCAAAGUGAAGGACUACUUCGUGUUCAGGCCAGGUACCAUCGAGCAGGCUGUGAGCGACAUCCGGACCGUGGCGCUGCCCUCGGAGGAUGGGGAGGUGCUGAGCGUCUGGCUGCUGGCAGAAAUUGACCACUGGAACAACGAGAGGGAGAGGCUGGUGCUCAUUACUGAGAGGUCUCUCCUGGUCUGCAAGUAUGACUUUAUUAAUCUGUUGUGUCAGCAAGUAAUCAGGAUCUCUCUCAACGCCGUGGAUACCAUCUCAGUGGGCGAGUUUGAGUUCCCACCGAAAUCCCUCAACAAGAGAGAGGGUUACGGGAUUCGCGUCCAGUGGGACAAACGUCCCCGUGCUUCAUUCGUGAACCGCUGGAACCCCUGGUCCACAGAGAUGCCCUACGCCACCUUCACAGAGCACCCCAUGGCCCACGCCGAUGAGAAGGUGGCCUCUCUCUGCCAGCUCCCCAAGUUGGACAACUUCAGAUCCCAGCUGGUGCAGGCAGUCAAGAGAGCUCAUAAGGAGCACCCCAUCCCCGGUCGGGCUAACGGUGUCCUGAUCUUGGAAAGACCUCUCCUCAUUGAGACCUAUCUGGGCAUUAUGUCUUUCAUCAAUAAUGAGGCCAAGCUGGGCUACUCCAUGACACGUGGAAGAAUCGGCUUCUAAAAUCUACAGUUCCUCUAAAGCUCGGCCCGUGUGUCUGUGUUACGUUGCACCGUUGAAGGGAAGCUACGGCCUCCGACGUGUUCACGCCACGUCGCAGACGAGCGCUCCAGUCUGCAGCAGGUGAUUGAAGGGGCAGUGCUGCAUGGACUGUCAACUCAUUGUUUUUUUUUUGCGUAUUCAGUUGCUUUCCACCAAAAAGCUGCACACAGCUCCGUCACAGACGUGUUUGGAGGCGAAGCCCACAGAAGUUCGGAGUGCACAGCUCAUCAGAAAUGUGACGUUUUGAUUUUGAUGGAAGUAUCAAUUUCAUGGGUAAAGUACGUUGCUUUUCGCUCCCUUAAAUGAGCAACUAUGACAUACACAACAUGUUCUUGUAUGUCACAGAUGUUCUAUGUAAUCUUGCUCUGUUAAACAUGUAUUUUUGUUUGUUUGUAAGUUGCCUUAAUGGUCCUAGAACUGGGAUUUGUGUUAACACAUUUACUUUUAAACUAAUAAUAGUUGAGUUACAAACAGAUAUACAUGCGUUCACAUCACAUCAUUGCCAUCUUGAGGUAUUGAUACUUUGAGUAGGAUUUAAGUGAUUCCUUUUGUAGGAAACAAAAUCCAAAAAAAAAUCCAUCUUUUUGCCCAGCCAAAGCUCACACACCAUACUACCAUGCAUACAAUGCCAAAAAUGAUGUUGUUCCACAUUGUCUUUUUCUGGUCCUACUUGUGCAUGCUCCUUGCAUGUUGAGUUUGCAUGACCGGUCUUUUUUUUUUUCUUUGUCUUUUUUAGAAAACUGGAGUGAAUUUGUAAAUAGUGAUGUGAUUUAUUUGAAUCAUUUAUUUUGAUUAAGUAACUCAUAAAUACUUACAGAAAAAUAAUAUAAAUGCCAGUUCGGGAAGAUUUUAUUUAACGGGAGAUAAAUGUGUUGUUGCAAAUGUCUGAAGCUUGUUUUCUUGCUCUAAAUAUCUGUAGCACAGCAGCAACAAUGGAAAAUAAUAAAGGUAUACAUGUUUUUUUUUGUCAAGA
Molecule: messenger RNA, 1992 nt
Organism: Cololabis saira (Pacific saury)
Lineage: Eukaryota; Metazoa; Chordata; Actinopteri; Beloniformes; Belonidae
Gene: tprg1l
Product: tumor protein p63 regulated 1-like
Exons: 6
Coding region: 129-980 (283 amino acids)
Cellular component (GO): cytoplasm
Source: RefSeq, a predicted model, not a curated record